Rhizoctonia solani is the source of this 1704-nucleotide messenger RNA. RefSeq names its product glycoside hydrolase family 79 protein. NCBI's taxonomy places the organism in Eukaryota, Fungi, Basidiomycota, Agaricomycetes, Cantharellales, Ceratobasidiaceae. The coding region runs from base 1 to 1704 and encodes 567 amino acids. The record is from RefSeq and is a predicted model, not a curated record. The transcript has 9 exons.
AUGGGUCGCAUGACUCGUCUCUGGAUCGCUUUGCUCGCUGCUACAGCGGGUGUAUCGAAUGCCGCGGUCACCGUUUACCGAGUUGGCGACCAUGGUGCAUAUGCCUCUACGACGACUACGGCGGCGGCUGCCGGCUAUACGGGAAGCGCAGCGUACGAUCCCACGGUCCUGGAUCCUCCUCCGCCUCCUGAGCAAUUGAACCGUGAAUUCGUGGUAUUGGAAGAUCUCGUUAAGCUACCGCAAGCUGAACCGAAUGGCACAAGUGGACCUAUACCGGGCUCGUACCUUGGAUUUUCGAUAGAACUAUCGGUCGCGAACCGCGUUAUCGGAAAGAACUCUUCAGUACUAGCCGUGCCAUUUCUGAACCACAUGGCAAACGUCGCCAACCGAGUGGGUGCGGUCCGUGUCCGAGUAGGGGGAAACAAGAGCAACACGACGACAUGGACUCCGCACGUCGAAUUCGCACCCGACCUCGUCAAGAUGCUCGCCAACUACGCCAGCCUAGUCAAAACCGAGAUCCUCCUGGGACUCAACUUUAUGGACUUGGAAAAACACAUCGAACCAAGAGGCCUUUGCGGGUCUGGCGGAAGAGACGCUGGGUUCCAAUUUGCACGGUAUCGCACUCGGGAACGAGCCGGACUUCGUUUCACUAACGAGCUCAAGAUUGUCACGGUGCAGCGGUACCCCGACAACAACUGCGACCGCAACGAAAACCCCCACCCGCUCUUUGCCAACUACCUCUCCCACGACCAAAUCACCCAACACGCCGCAGAAUAUAUCGAAUUCUCCCGCGUGGUCCAAGCGGCAGGAAAACCGCUGUACAUGUUCGAAACCAACACAGCCGCAUGCGGCGGCUUCCCCGGCAUCUCCGACUCGUUCGGGGCCGGACUAUGGGUGACCCGACUGGGCACUCAAGCUCACCAGCACAGGGUUCAGCUCGACGCUGCUGCACGUUGGGGGCCAGGGGCGACUAUUACAAUCCGUUCACGCCCCCCCGCCCACGAACCAGUCGACGUUUCGGCAGUGGACGACCGGGUGUUUGGCAAGAGUGGAAAGAGUCGGAUUAUGGAUUUGGGCGCGAAUGCGGGGGAGGAUUUGACGCUUGGGUAUGUGGUGUAUGAGGAUGGGGUCCCGAGCCGGGUGCUCUUGAUUAAUUAUGUGGACGAUCCGUCGGGUGCGCAUGAUAUCACGGCCAAUAUUCAGAUCGAGGGGGGUGCGCAAUUGUCCCAGGUCCGAGUCAGGUAUUUCGAGGCUCCGAGCGUGAGCUUUAAAGGGAACAUGACCUGGGCCGGACAAACACUCGGAAACCACUUUGAAUCAGACGGAAGACUCAAAGGCGAAGAAGUCGUACACACCAUCCAGUGCAACCCAAGGACAAACCAAUGUCCAGUGCGACUCAAAGCACCCUCUCUGGCACUCAUAUUCCUCACCCCCACCGCAUUCGAAAACUCAUCCCCAGCCAAGGACGCGACAGCCAGCUUCGAGACGAGCUUCCGGACCCGGGUGAGAUAUACCGCCACGGUCAACCAGGCGGUGCUUUCGGCGAGCAACGGGCGGGGCGGGGCAAGUGGACAUCGGGUGGAGAGUACGAGUUUCGGGAGUGUGGGGAAUGGGGUCGUCGCGGGGUUGGGUGUUCCUGGGACCGGGCUGAUGAUUGGGUUGGUGAUAGGUGUGGCGCUGGUGGUGAUGAAUUAUGGACGGUAG